Molecule: messenger RNA, 384 nt
Organism: Phytophthora infestans T30-4
Lineage: Eukaryota; Oomycota; Peronosporomycetes; Peronosporales; Peronosporaceae
Exons: 1
Coding region: 1-384 (127 amino acids)
Source: RefSeq, a predicted model, not a curated record
AUGGGUGAAAUCGAUGACGGCGACGAACUAGCCACCCUGGGAAUGGGUGCACUUCAUAAAGCUUUUAAGAACAGCACGCUUUCUUGGAGGAAAAAGGGUGACGGCGCCGUCAUUAUUAACUUGAAGAGCAAAGAUACCGAGGACGUGACUGUUAAUAUCAAGUCUGGCGGCGACAAGAUUGGCGAAGUCCUGCUCAAAGCAGGGGGUACCGCCCAGUGGACGUCGAACGUUACUACGCUUGGUGGGAAGACUCUGUACAUGGAUCGCUGGCGACCAGGAUUUCUUGGUUUGCCUGGUACAGGUGGAGGUUCCCUGGUUUUGUGGGUGCCCAUUUCACGUCAAGGUGGUCAUUUAGAGGUUAACGCUCAGCUGAACGUGAGUUAG